Messenger RNA from Linum tenue, 2483 nucleotides. The record is from the annotation of a GenBank genome assembly. Lineage: Eukaryota; Viridiplantae; Streptophyta; Magnoliopsida; Malpighiales; Linaceae.
AUCCAAAUAAACAAACAGAAAAAGCAAAGUAGAAAAGAUGGCGAAAAGAGAAAAGUAGCAUUUUCUUUCCCACAAAGCUCCAAAGGAGAGGAAGGGAGCCGAGGCGAGGCGAGGAAGAACAGAAAAGAAAGAAGAAAGAAAUGGUUUUUCUUUUUGGGGUAUUGCGUGGCGUUUGUGAAGUGAAGAAUAUGCAGAGCAGCACAUCACAUGAUCUCUUCUUCUUUCUUCCCGCUUUCUCUCUCUAGAACUCUUCACACUCUCCCACCCAACUUUACCUUUUCACCCCUCUCCACCAGCUCUUCCACCGGCCCCACACCACCACCGCCGCUCCCCCACCCACCGCCAUCAAAACCCUAGAUCUCCGCUUCCAUUCCCCACAUCCCAAUCUUGAACCCGGCGAGUCGCCAUGCCGGCGGCUCGAUCUCUGUUCCUCCUCCUCCUCCUCCUCGCGGCGGCUCUGCUGGCCGGCACAGAGGCGGCGCAGAAGGGGAUCACCCUGUCGACCAAGCUGAUCCACCGCUUCUCCGACGAGGUCAAGGCGCUGAGGGUUCGUCGGAAUGUCACCGGGAGCGUCUACUGGCCGGAGAAGAGGAGCAUGGAGUACUACAGCUUGCUGCUCGACAGCGACCUCCAGAGGCAGAAGAUGAAGCUCGGCCCUCGCUAUGAGCUUCUUUUCCCUGCUGAAGGGAGCAAUACUGUCUCCUUGGGGAAUGACUUCGGAUGGCUGCACUACACUUUUAUAGAUGUGGGGACUCCUCAUGUCUCCUUUCUUGUCGCAGUAGAUACUGGGAGUGAUUUGCUUUGGGUGCCCUGUGAUUGCUUGCAGUGUGCCCCAUUGUCAGCCAGUUCCUAUGCCAGUCUGGCACAAAAAGGUGCUCCCUUGUAUUUGGAGCAUCUAAUUGUGCAGGGCCAAGAUCUCAAUGAAUAUAGUCCAUCGCAAUCAAGUAGUAGCAAGCUCCUCACGUGCAGCCACCAGUUAUGUGAACACAGUUCAAAAUGCAAAAGCCCAAGUCAGCAGUGCCCAUACUCUGUGGAGUAUUACUCGGAGAAUACAUCCAGUUCCGGCUUGCUGAUUGAGGAUGUAUUAUAUUUUGCAUCAAAUGAUGAUCUUGGUGCAUCAAAUGCUUCUGUGAAGGCUCCGGUGCUCAUGGGAUGUGGCAUGAAGCAAAGUGGUGGUUACUUGGAAGGAAUUGCCCCUGAUGGUCUCAUGGGUUUGGGGCCCGGAAAAAUCUCUGUUCCAAGCUUUCUUGCAAAAGCAGGUUUCAUUCAGGAUUCCUUCUCGUUGUGUUUCGAUGAGGAAGAUUCAGGGAAAAUUUAUUUCGGUGAUCAGGGCCCGCAUGCUCAACAGUCUACUCCCUUCCUAACUUCAAAUGGAAAUUACACAACUUACAUGGUUGGAGUGGAGGGGUGUUGCAUUGGUGGCUCUUGCCUCAAGCAGACAAGAUUCAAAGCACUGGUUGAUAGUGGUACAUCUUUUACAUUUCUUCCAGAGGAUGUAUAUGAGGAGACUGUUAAUGAGUUUCACAGGCAGGUAAAUUCUACUAUAUCAAGCUUUAAAGGGUAUCCUUGGAAGUACUGCUACGAGUCCAGCUCACAGGACUUGCCAAAAAUACCAUCAAUGAAGCUCCUGUUUGCAAUGAACAAUAGCUUUUUGGUCCAUAAUCCUGUUUUUAAGGUAUAUAGCACUCAGGGGUAUGGUGGAUUUUGUUUAGCAAUUCAACCUGCGGAUGGGGAUAUUGGAAUUAUUGGACUGAAUUUCAUGAGUGGAUAUCGGAUGGUGUUUGAUAGGGAAAAUCUAAAGCUGGGCUGGUCUCGCUCUAAAUGUGAAGAUGAGAUCAUUUGGGUACCAGGCAAUCCAUUGGGAACUGCAAACCCACUCCCAACGAACGAGGAACAGAGAAUUCCAGGUCAGCAUGCUGUUUCACCAGCUGUUGCAGGUAGAGCUCCCUUGCGACCAUCAGCAGCUCCUCCCUCGCCCCUACGAGCAUCACAUUUGAUUAAGUUGUUACUGUUGUUGCUAGUGCUUUUCGCAUCUAGGACGUUGUGAAUAGGAAGGAAAGACUUGGAUGCAGUACUCCCUACUAUGCUAACUUCGGCUUUUGUUUUAGAUUAGGCCUCUCGACUUGUAAAUUAUGUAUCGAAGCUCUCCUAAGCUCUCCUAUAUGUAUACGUGUAUGUGAGUAUCAAAGGCGUGUCUUGUGACUUCCCAUGCUGCCCUAGGCUAGCUGGUUUCUUCAAUUUUGUUUCAUCGGUCUCAUCUUCCACUCUCCAGUGCUAUUAUUCCCAGUAUUUCCGCUUGAUGUUCCUAUUCAUUUAUUGUCAUUUGUUUUGAUUGAUUGUCUUCCUGUUUUUCGUGCUUUCGCAUGUAUGCUUCUUUCAGCCUCUUUUUGCAAUCCAAACAUUAUUUACUGAUUUGUACUGGUUCACCUCAGGCUUUCAAACUCAGUGAAGUUGAUGUAUGAAUAAAGUGGCCGUCUUUAUCA